Marmota flaviventris (yellow-bellied marmot) is the source of this 900-nucleotide messenger RNA. It is a transcript of the gene Tas2r4, whose product is annotated as taste 2 receptor member 4. The record is from RefSeq and is a predicted model, not a curated record. Gene Ontology annotation, cellular component: membrane. Gene Ontology annotation, biological process: sensory perception of taste; G protein-coupled receptor signaling pathway; detection of chemical stimulus involved in sensory perception of bitter taste. Gene Ontology annotation, molecular function: G protein-coupled receptor activity; bitter taste receptor activity. NCBI's taxonomy places the organism in Eukaryota, Metazoa, Chordata, Mammalia, Rodentia, Sciuridae.
AUGCUUGAGGCAUUUUAUUUUUCUGCUGUUAUUGCCUCACUUAGUUUUAAUUUUGUAGGAAUGAUUAUGAAUCUGUUCAUUGCAGUGGUCAUUUACAGGACUUGGGUCAAAAGCCACAGAAUCUCCUCUUCUGAUAAGAUCCUCUUCAGCUUGGGCAUCACCAGAUUUUUUAUGCUGGCAUUGUUUAUCCUGAGCAUUUUGUACAUCAUCUCUUCAAAUGCUGAAAGGUCAGUCUCCUAUUACACACUUUGUCUGUUAUGCUGGAGGUUUUUAGACUCUAUCAGUCUCUGGUUUGUGACCUUGCUCAACAGCUUGUACUGUGUAAAGAUAACUAACUUCCAACACUCAGUGUUUCUCCUGCUGAAACGGAAUCUCUCCCCAAAGAUCACCAGACUGCUGCUGGCCUGUGUGCUGAUUUCUGCCUUCACCACUCUUCUGUAUGUUGUGUUCAGACAGAUGUCACAUUUUCCUGAAUUUGUGACUGGGAGAAAUGGCACCUUAUUUGACCUCAAUGAGGGCAUCUUGUCAUUGGUGGCCUCUUUGCUUUUGAACUCAUUGCUCCAGUUUAUCCUUAAUGUGACUUCUGCUUCGUUGUUAAUACAUUCUCUACGGAGACAUAUACAGAAAAUGAAGAAAAACUCCACUGGCUUUUGGAACCCCCAGACUGAAGCUCAUGUCCGUGCUAUGAAACUGAUGAUCUAUUUCCUCAUUCUCUACAUUCCAUACUCAAUGUCUACCCUGCUGUGUUAUCUCCCAUCUUAUUCGAGGAUGGGUUUGGGAAUCAAAGCCACUUGUAUGAUUAUUUCUGCUCUUUACCCUCCAGGACAUUCUUGUCUCCUCAUUCUCACACAUUCUAAACUGAAAACCAAAGCAAAGAAGAUUCUUUGUUUCAACAAAUAG